AUGACUAAUCCUUCGCUUCUUCUCGAAAAACUACCUCCUGAGCUCAUCCGUGUCAUUAUCUCCUAUCUCUCCGCUCCGGACCUUGCAUGUAUCGGUGCCACAUGCCGAUCACUUGCCGCCCAUGCUUCGGAUGACCUGUUAUGGGCAGAUCUCAUAAAUGCAAGGCUGCCUAAUCAAAUCAAGGACCCAGGUAUCUUCGCUUCAUUUCGGCGUUUAUAUUUGGCAUAUCACCCUUGUUGGUUUAUCCCUCAACACAAGAUCUGGUUCGCGGACAACGAACCCACGGGAAUUUUGAUCCUGACUCGCUAUAACAAACGCCGGGGUGUCAUUGAAGGAUAUCAGAUGGUCGCGGAGCGCGGAAAUCCAGAAUUUUAUUUUUGGAAAGCAGAGCCCGCAGAGCCAGCAGAACCCGCUGUAUUGGUACAAUCUUUCGACCCCAUCGUCCGUUUGUUGUUAGAUGACCCGACUUUGUUCCUCAAAGACCCAGACCCGUCAUGCCUGGCAGCUCCAAUCCAACGGUUUUCACAGUCAGAAGAGCGACAUAUGCCCUUGGCGCUGGAAGCCCACCAUGUCUACAGCUCCCUUUCGUUCUGUUCCGCCAUAAGUAACAACCAGGAAUCUCUUACCGAUGGUGAAAUGUGCUGGCCACCUCAGAUUAUUCCAAGCAAUGCCCGCACAUCCCGUCAUACGGGGGGCCACCAGCCAGAAAGAAUUAAGCGAAUGUCGGACAUGUCUGAAUCUUCUUUUCGUAUCAACAAGUGGACGAGCUUCCGGGUCGCGUUCUCGCCAGGCAGAAGCCAGUUGCAUUCGACUUUUUCGACACUCGACCCAGAUUUUUACAACCCGACUACAAAGAAGCCGUACCAGGGCAUUUGGGUUGGAGACUACUCUGCUCAUGGAUGUGAAUUCUUACUUGUUCUGCAGAAGGAUGUGGAUGAGGACCUUUCGGAAGAGUCACGGAGCAUUGAUGUCAGCAAUGGCGAAGAUGGCCCAGAAGUGGACGACAUGAUCGAUCUUGGACAGCGAGGUCGAUUAGAAGGUAUCAAGCUUACAGGUGACAUGAAUGUACCGCGGGGUCAAUACUCUUGGGUAGCUGAAGACAUCGGCCCCGGGGGCUUGGUGGGCGUGGCGGUAGAGGAACCGUUCAUAGGUGCCCGCAUGGUCCGUUGCAAAGGCCAUGUCGCUGGAAUUGGCUUUCAGGAUGGUGAGUACUCCUAUUACUAA
Molecule: messenger RNA, 1224 nt
Organism: Penicillium soppii
Lineage: Eukaryota; Fungi; Ascomycota; Eurotiomycetes; Eurotiales; Aspergillaceae
Product: F-box protein
Exons: 1
Coding region: 1-1224 (407 amino acids)
Molecular function (GO): protein binding
Source: RefSeq, a predicted model, not a curated record